Messenger RNA from Cokeromyces recurvatus, 916 nucleotides. RefSeq lists its product as uncharacterized. Lineage: Eukaryota; Fungi; Mucoromycota; Mucoromycetes; Mucorales; Mucoraceae. The transcript has 2 exons. The coding region runs from base 254 to 727 and encodes 157 amino acids. The record is from RefSeq and is a predicted model, not a curated record.
UUUCUUCAAGAUACAAUGCAACAUAUGAAAUGCGUCCGAAAAUAGAAGGAUAUAGCCACUGCUUAAUUGCUGCUUGUGUUGAAGCAACGAGUUAAGUGAUGCUUCUUUGUGUUCUGUAGACCCAAAUAGAGGACAGGUGUUCCUAGCUGCCUAUGGUGAAAGUGAACAUUCUCAUCAGAUAAGAAGAUGUUCAACAAAAGAAUACUAUACACUGACAGGCUCGAAAAAACAUGAAAAAGGAGAAAAUAAAAGAAUGGAUAAAGAAAAUAUAAAAAAUAUUCUUCUCGGCAUUCCAACAUCCAAGACAGCUAGUAUUUCAAAAUACUUACAAUAUGUAACCUAUGUUCUGUUGCAUUUAGAUAGAAUACUAGCUUUUAAUCAUUUUUCGUCUGCUGAAAACCGCUUUCAUUCAUAUCAAGGCGUUCAAAGGGAAAGAGAAGAGAUAGUGAAUAUUCUGGUAAGUGGAGGCCGCAAAUACAAUAGAUCAAAAAGAAAAAAUACGAGGAGAAACAGAAGAAAGCGCAAGAGAAAAAGAAGAAACAACAAUAUCUCUCCUGUCGUCAGUCUAGUAAAAGCUGAGCACUAUUGGGAGAAAGAGCCCUUUUCUUGCAACAAAGCCAAACUGCCAAUUAUUUCUUUCGGAAGUGCUAUGUUUGGUAAAGACCGAUGCAAGAUCAACUCUUAUCAAACAGGCCUAACUGGAGCUCUCUACCGACAGCUGAAGUGAAGACAGAAGACAGAAGAAUGGAGAUUUGUUGCUUGCAUGGGUGGAUGAAUUUCAAACAUCUAAGGUAAUACUGUGAAAUUUUCUAUUUGUAAUUACAACUAAAUAUAUAGUAACGUAGGUUUGCCAGUCAUGCCAAGCAAUGUUUCUCACGGAAGCAAUUUUCAGCAUCCACAGAAUCCUUGCCUGACA